AUGCAACCGCCCAUUCUAAGCAGCCCUCUCCCUAGAGAAAAAUUGUAUAUUUACCUGGCUGUAUCGGAGUGGGCAAUUAGCGCUGUUCUAUUCCGAUGCCCCUCGUGCAAGGAGCAGAAACCUAUUUACUACGUCAGCAUAGCGUUGGCGGACGUAGAAACAAGGUAUUCAAAGGUGGAGCUAACGGCCUUGGCCCUUCGAAGUGCCGCCCAGAAGCUCCGCCCUUACUUCCAAGCCCACCUAGUGGCCGUGCUAACCGACCAACCCCUUCGCAACAUCCUGCACAAGCCGGACUUGACCGGAAGAAUGCUUCAAUGGGCCAUAGAGUUGAGCGAAUAUGGAAUCGAGUUGCAACCCAGGUUGUCCAUGAAAGACCAAGUGAUGGCUGACUUCGUGUUGGGAUACUCCCGAAGAUCUACCCAACGAUCCGGUGUAGGGCUCCUGCUGCAAUCCCCAACAGGAGAACAUUUGGAGCAAGCUAUCCGACUGGGAUUCCCCGCCUCUAACAAUGAAGCGGAGUAUGAGGCCAUCCUAUCCGGGUUGGACCUCGUCCUGACUCUAUCCGUCUCCAGGCUCCGGAUCUAUAGUGAUUCCCAACUCGUGGUAAGGCACGUCCAGAAGGAAUAUGAAGCUAAGGAUGAGCGCAUGGCGCGAUAUCUGACUAAAGUAAGGGACACCUUACAACAGUUCACCGAAUGGACGAUCGAAAAAAUUAAACGGACUGAAAAUGGACGUGCCGACGCCCUCGCAAGCAUAACUGCUUCCCUCCCCAUCAAAGAAGCCAUAUUAUUGCCUAUACAUGUGCAAACCAACCCUUCCGUCACGGAAACCUCCACUUGCAAUACCAUUGAGGCAAACCAAGCUGACGGCCAAGAGUGGGCGGAAGACAUAAUAAGGUAUCUCCGGAUAGGCACUCUGCCCGAAGAGCCCAAGCAGGCACAUAAGACCCGGGUACAAUAUGCCCGUUUCAGCCUGAUCAGGGGGCACUUGUACAAACGGUCCUUUACAGGUCCCUAUCUUAGGUGCCUAAACCACUCAGAGGCCCUGUAUGUAUUAGCUGAGUUGCAUGAGGAGGUAUGUGAGAACCAUUCCGGAGGUCGAUCUCUGGCGCACAGGGCCCAUUCGCAAGGGUAUUACUGGCCCACGAUGAAAAAGGAUACGGCAGCCUAUGUAAAAAAACGUGACAAGUGUCAAAGGCAUGCCCCCAUACCACAUGUACCGUCGGAGACGUUGAAACCAAUUUCAGGCCCCUGGCCCUUUGCGUAG
This is a messenger RNA of Vitis riparia (riverbank grape), 1266 nucleotides long. RefSeq lists its product as uncharacterized. The coding region runs from base 1 to 1266 and encodes 421 amino acids. NCBI's taxonomy places the organism in Eukaryota, Viridiplantae, Streptophyta, Magnoliopsida, Vitales, Vitaceae. The transcript is spliced from 2 exons. Gene Ontology annotation, molecular function: RNA-DNA hybrid ribonuclease activity; nucleic acid binding. The record is from RefSeq and is a predicted model, not a curated record.